This is a messenger RNA of Sinocyclocheilus grahami, 1659 nucleotides long. Its product is annotated as elongation factor G, mitochondrial-like. The coding region runs from base 142 to 1179 and encodes 345 amino acids. Lineage: Eukaryota; Metazoa; Chordata; Actinopteri; Cypriniformes; Cyprinidae. Gene Ontology annotation, molecular function: translation elongation factor activity; GTP binding; GTPase activity. Gene Ontology annotation, biological process: mitochondrial translational elongation. The transcript is spliced from 7 exons. The record is from RefSeq and is a predicted model, not a curated record. Gene Ontology annotation, cellular component: mitochondrion.
AAUAAAGUUGAUUUUUUUUUUUUCCCAAGUAAUGAUUUUUGUUUAAUGGUUUUUCUGAGUGUUAGAACUCAAAUUUUGACCAAAUGUGCAGUGAACAUCGUGGUAGUUGUUCUGGUGUUGUAAUGCUGUUUUACAGUGGAAAUGUACAGUAAUCCUAAUGAUGUGUAUUCGCAGGAAUCCAUUCACAUUCCUGAUCCUGUGAUCUCUAUGGCCAUAAGAGCCUCCAACAAGGUAGACUCACACGCUCGUUCUCUCACAGUGGCCCUUCAGACACAGACUAAUGCAGCGUCUUCUGUCCUCCAGAACGACACAGACAAGUUCUCCAAGGGAAUCAACCGCUUCACCAGAGAAGAUCCCACGUUUAGAGUCCACUUUGACACGGAGAGUAAAGAGACCAUCAUCUCGGGCAUGGGAGAGCUGCAUCUGGAGAUCUACUCGCAGAGGAUGGAGAGGGAAUAUAACUGUCCGUGUGUGAUGGGCAAACCCAAAGUGGCCUUCAGAGAGACGGUGACCAGCGCUGUGCCGUUUGACUUCACUCAUAAGAAGCAGUCUGGAGGCUCGGGUCAGUACGGUAAAGUCAUUGGUGUCCUGGAGCCGCUGGACCCCGAGAUUUACACAAAGCUGGAGUUCAGCGACGAGACCGUCGGCACCAACAUCCCCAAACAGUUCGUGCCCGCUGUGGAGAAGGGUUUCAGGGAAGCGUGUGAGAAGGGUCCUCUGACGGGACACAAGAUAUCUGGAGUGCGUUUCGUCCUGGUGGACGGCGCUCAUCACAUGGUGGACUCUAACGAGAUCUCCUUCAUCCGGGCUGGAGAGGGCGCUGUAAAACAGGCCAUUGAGAAGUCCAGCAUGGUGAUUCUGGAGCCGGUGAUGUCUGUGGAGAUCGUGGCCCCUAAUGAGUUCCAGGGGGGCGUUAUUGCAGGGGUCAACCGUCGUCACGGGGUCAUCACGGGACAGGACGGGGCAGAGGGCUAUUUCACUCUCUACGCUGAUAUCCCGUUGAACGACAUGUUCGGAUACUCGACCGAGCUGCGCUCCUGUACGGAGGGUAAAGGCGAGUACACCAUGGACUACAGCAGAUAUCAGCCCUGUCUGCCCUCUGUACAAGAAGAGCUCGUCAACAAACACUUGGAGGCCACGGGACAGCUGCCCGCCAAGAAGAGCAAGUGGAAAAACUGAUGCACCGCGCACAGUUCAGAUCUGUCGAGGACACCGCGGAUUUUAAAUUCUGCAGAGAUCGGCUUUGGUCAUGCACUGUAAAUGUAUUUGUACAGCGAAUGUUUGCAAAUGUAGUAAAAUCAUGAUCUGUUUAAACCUGUCCCGUGUACUAUAUUUCACGCCUAACCUGAGCAGAAAACAGCUGAAGAAAUCUGCAUUGAAGGAGAAACCUGAAGCGUAUCUACUGCAGACAGCAGGGGGUUGGCAAGCACACGGAUAACCUUAACUUUUGUUCCUAAUGCUGAGGUAACUUUCAGCGUGUGCAAGUAAUCAUCGUCAGCAGCUGACUGUGAACAUGAGCUGCUCUGGAGUCAGUUCUCCUCAGAGGUUUUCAACAGGUCUGACAGAUUCUCACAUUAUUAUAAUAGCUCAUUUUGGAAUUGUAAAGCACCGUUAUAACAUAAAGCAAUGUUCAUUAUAAGAUGGAGAGUUCCGGUGCUU